AAAUGGUCAUCGAUUGUUUGCCUGCUCUACGGGUUGUUUCUCUAGAUUCAUUUAUUUACAUUUAUUGUUAAAGAAUAUGUUUUCCCUGUUGUAAAUAUCGAGAUUAUAAAAAGGGAUACACAUUUGGCAUAAAAGAUGGUGAAUAAACAGGAAUCUUUGAUGGCUGCAAUAACAUUUUUUGCCAAGGCACAUGCUGGCGAGGUCUGUGGUAGCAAUGGACUCCCCUUGACACCGAAUUCCAUAGCGAUAUUGGGUCGAUCGCAAAAGCUUAAAGAAUUAAGACAUUCUAAUUUGUGUCAGUAUUUGGAUGUUAUACGGGGGAAACAUGAGCGAACGGUAGUGGUUUCCGAGUAUCAUGGCACAACUUUGCAGGAAAAAUGUAAAGAUAAACUAAAUAAUGAUUUAAUACUGAGGCUUUUUUAUCAAGUGGCAUCUGCUUUGAAGGAACUAAAUGAACACAAGCUUGUUGCACACAAUCUUGAACCAAAACACAUACUUUUGGAUGCUUAUAAUAAUGUCAAGUUAUUUAAUUAUGGUUUAUUUUACAUGACAAAAAGUGGAGAUCAUGUUGCAUUUCCCAUUGGAAACAUAAAGUACAUGCCUCCAGAAAGACUGGUUGGCAUUAAAAAUAAUUGCAAAAGCGAUAUAUGGUCUCUGGGUAUGAUAGUUGCAGAACUUUUGCUACAAACUCAGUUCUGGCCAAAUCUUAAAAUUUCAAGUAUAUCAAGAAAAAUUCUUUCCUUCUGUCAGUCCUCAAAUGUCUUUGAGAAGAUAGCAAGGGAACAUGAUAAACUUGAAAUGUAUCAAGAACUGGAUCCAGACUUGCGGAACCUUGUCGAACAAUGUUUGGCUGUAAAACCAACAGAUAGACCAUUACCGCAAGAAAUUCUGAACCAUCCACUUUUUGUAAGGAAUCUCGAUUUGUAUUUAGUAACACCCAAGGAAAAGUCCUCAACACUUUUGCUACGCAUGCCCUUGGAGCAAAUUUACUACUGGUGGCAAUUGGCCGGUGGGGAUGUUCAAGCAGAACUCAAAAAAGAGGGGCUUAUACGUAGCGAAGCUCCCAUUUUGUCUAUCCCUCAAGUUGUAUGUUUAAAUGGGAAUAUAGCUGGACCAAAACGAAGCCAAUCGUAUUUGAUGGAUGAUCGUGUGGUGAUAUUAAAAAUGCAAAAUCUAUUGGAUCGCUUAAGUAAGAUUCCCGCAAUGGCAUACUAUCCCCUUAUACAUUCACCAAAAUUUCCUUAUAAUUUUGGAGUCGGUAUGGACCAGUUGCCCUUGGUGAUACGCGAAAAAGACAUUGAAUAUCAAUUUUAUAGAGUUCGCCUAUUUUCUCGCUUGCUUCAGGGAUAUCCUUAUACAUCAGAGACAAUAAGAAAAGAAGCUGCAAUUGACAUACCCCCUCUGCUAAGAGGUCAAAUAUGGGCAUGUCUUUUAGAUGUAAUACCAAAUGGGAGUUAUGAAAAGAUUGAUAAAUUUACACCCACCUCAACUGAUCGCCAGAUCGAAGUGGAUAUACCACGUUGCCAUCAAUAUGAUGAACUCUUAUCCUCGCCUGAGGGACAUCUAAAGCUAAAAAGGCUGCUGAAAGCUUGGGUAACUGCCCAUCCCCAAUAUGUCUAUUGGCAGGGACUUGACUCACUUACUGCACCAUUUUUGUAUUUAAAUUUCAACAACGAAGAACUUGCUUUUCAUAGUGUCUAUAAGUUUAUACCAAAAUAUUUACAAUGGUUUUUCCUCAAAGACAAUUCAGCCAUUAUUAAAGAAUAUCUUUGUAAAUUUUCUCAAUUAACUGCAUUUCAUGAGCCAGUAUUGGCGCAGCAUUUAUCGAAUAUAGCAUUUAUACCAGAAUUAUUUGCAAUACCUUGGUUUUUAACAAUGUUUUCACAUGUUUUUCCUCUGCAUAAGAUUCUUCAUUUAUGGGAUAAGCUAAUGUUGGGCGACAAUUCGUAUCCCCUUUACAUUGGAAUUUCAAUUCUAAAACAAUUGAAAUCCACUCUCUUGGCAUCUGGAUUCAAUGAAUGUAUACUACUUUUUUCGGAUUUACCAGACAUUGUGAUGGAAAACUGUGUGGUGGAAUCACAAAAAAUGUAUGAGUCUACACCGAAGAGUAUAGCCCACCGAUUUCAUGUAGUUAGAGAAAAGGAACUUGGACCAUUUGAUAUCACACCGGAUGUCACUCUGGCUCAUUUACAAAAAGAAAUGUCACCACGGAUCAGUGCCAACGAUUUGCAUUUCAUGCUUAGAAAUGAUCCAAACGCUAUGCUUUGUUUGGAUAUACGAAGUGUGUCUGAAUUCAAUCGUGUUCAUUUGCCUGAUAGCAUAAAUAUACCAUUUAGCAACAUCAACAUGGACGAAAAAUCUUUGGAAUUACUAAAUGAACCACUUUUGGAGGAGAAAAUGCACAAUCGUAUCAUAAUUUGUAUUAGUAAUGUCCAUGAAAACGCUGUGGAGUUUUCUAAAUUUCUUGUGGAAUGUGGAGUAUCACGUGUUUGUAUAUUACACCAAGGAUUCAACAUUUUACACUCAAUAGAACCGAAUAUCUUAGUUUCUAAUUAAACGUAAUUAAUAUUUAAUUAAAAUAAUUUCCUUAGAAAUUAAGAUCUCGCAUUAAUUGUUUUCAAUUUGUAUGUGUGAUUUAUACAAUAUUUA
Molecule: messenger RNA, 2649 nt
Organism: Musca domestica (house fly)
Lineage: Eukaryota; Metazoa; Arthropoda; Insecta; Diptera; Muscidae
Product: TBC domain-containing protein kinase-like protein
Exons: 7
Coding region: 136-2556 (806 amino acids)
Biological process (GO): protein phosphorylation
Cellular component (GO): cytoplasm
Molecular function (GO): ATP binding; protein serine/threonine kinase activity
Source: RefSeq, a predicted model, not a curated record